This is a messenger RNA of Ceraceosorus bombacis, 1785 nucleotides long. NCBI's taxonomy places the organism in Eukaryota, Fungi, Basidiomycota, Exobasidiomycetes, Ceraceosorales, Ceraceosoraceae. The record is from the annotation of a GenBank genome assembly.
AUGGUGCGCAUACUGCCAAGCCUCGUGUCGCUGGGCGUGGUCUCCCUGUUCUUGCUGUGUAAUGCCGACAGCGUAGCGGCAAAGAAGGGCAAGCAGACUGCCAACCUGCAGCAAGCACUCACCGCCAAAGCGAAAGUUGCGGAUGCCAACAACAAGCUGGGCAUCAAGGGAGCAGCCAGGGUGGCAGUGAAUGCAAAGAUGGCCAGCGUCACGGCUCAAUCCGGGUCCUUGACCACCUUUUGCUCUCGCUUCAUCUCCUCCUGCCACGACAUCUGCCUCGCAAAUCAAACCGGUACUCAAAAGGUCGUGUACUGGUGCGAAAAAGCUUCAGCGGUCACCAACUCUGGCACCGGCUUCACCUUUGGUUGCAAGUGCAACACAAAGGAGAAGACCACCAGCGCUCUCAAUCGCGUCAUUGGCAUCAAGCCAGACAAGGCCGUGACGGUGACAAAGAGCAGCACGACGACAAAGACCAACACGGCCACUGCCACUGCCACCAGUUCCAUCACCGUCCUCACCACCACCACUGGAACGCAGACCGUCACGAGCACUCUCAGCAUCGUCCUCGCGACUCCCGGCGCAGUUGUGGCUGCGGGCUCGACCAAGGAGGAUGUCCUCGUCGUAGCUAUUCCCGCCAAGGUGCAGACCGCAGCUGCAGCUAGUGUCGAUGCGGAAGCGGAUGCAGCUGACGGCACUGCAGCCUCUCGCGGUGCUGGCGGCGCUUCCAUCAAGGUCCGCGAUGGUACGCACCACAAGCAUCACGGCAUGCUGCGUCGUCAAAAGGCUACCGUUGCACGCUUCUGCACGGCUUACAAGGCCUCCUGCAGCAAAGAGUGCUCUGCCAUCUCUUCUUCCGUCAGAACUUCGACCUGCGAGCGUACCACCAACGGUGCGGACAACGACACCUACAACUUGCUCUGCAAAUGCAAGAAUGGUAAACCCCGUACCCAAGGCGCUCUGCGCGCUCUGAUCGGAGGAGGCUCCCCCACUGAUGGCGAUCAAACCUUCACCUCUGUCGUGUCGGUCGUGAGCACCAAGGUCACCGACGUCUCCUACACCACCACGCUCAAGCAGACCACCACCAAAACCUCGACAGCGACCGCUACGGUCACGACCACCAGCCUAAGCAUCGUUGCUCCUACCGGUGUCGUUCGCGUUGAUAUUCCAGCUCAACCGUCGCUGGGUGUUGAUGAGAAGCUUUCGGGCUACAUCAAGAAUCCGACCGGUACGUGGGGUUACCAAAUGUCUGUGCAGUCGCUCGACAAGGACGCAAGUCGCGUCGCGUUGGUGCAAUCUCCCGAUCCUGCCACUCCCAACGUCUUCUCGCUGCUGCUACUCGACAUUCAAGGCGGCUGGAUGUUGGGCUCUUCGGUUCCCUUUAGCGGAGAAUACCCUCGCGACGAGGUGACGAUGGGUGUUGCCACGGACUGUCCCAACACUGGAAUGGCCUUCUUGGAGAUGAUGCCUGGCAUGCUCCUUCCAGGUCUGAGCGUCGUGGCCGGCGGGACUUACAACGGCUUCUACGAGACCUACAACUUCUACAUUGAAGGCGACGGUUUUGCAAGUGAUGCAGUCACCUCUGGUGGCGUGCCGCUUCAGACCAAAUGGUUCGAGCUAGACGGCACCACCGUCGACACUGAAAUCUGGCUGAGUCCCGACGAUCCCAAGAACAGCGCUUCGACAUUGUCUACGGUCGUCAAGGGAUGCAGACGCAGCGAUGCGCUCACGGCUAACCUCGUGUUCGAGCCGCAAGGCAACCUGUCUGAUCUGGGCAACUCCAACUAG